Linum tenue is the source of this 2680-nucleotide messenger RNA. Lineage: Eukaryota; Viridiplantae; Streptophyta; Magnoliopsida; Malpighiales; Linaceae. The record is from the annotation of a GenBank genome assembly.
AAAAAAACCACGAAAAGUCGACCGUUGAGACUCCACCUCUUCCCUCUCUCUCACUCUCACUCUCACUCUCACUCGCCCACUCACCGCUGCUCGCUCUGAACAGGACGGCCGUCAAAGAAGCCGAUUGUGAGAGAGUUGAACUCAGAACAAAGUAAAGAAACGAAAAUGGCGACUCUGGACAGCCGAUCACCGGGACGGGACCCACCACCAAUCGACGGGAACAUUGGCGUUCAGGCGCCCAAGAUUUCUGUCUACGAACAGACGAGAGAAGAGAGAAUCAGAGCCAACUUGGAGAGGAUGCAGAAGCUGGGCCUCAAGGAGCUCUCUCUGAACCUCAAUCCUCUUUCCCGGACCAAACCCAAGCAGCAGCGCAAAAGCUACACUAAGUUCUCCGAGAGGCCCGAGCUUUCUUCCCCACGCCGCCGCUCGUCUAGGCUGCAAAAUGUACAGCCCCCUAGCUAUUCAGAAGGGAGGAAGUCAAAAAGGGAUGUGCUGGAUGACGAUGAAGGUGCGAAUCGCAGAGCUGGGGGUAGCAAGCCGGAGGUUUACACUGAAGAUCAGGUUAAGAGGCUGGGAGGCACCGAGAGGACCUGGACACUUUUCGUGGAUGGAUAUGGGAAGGAUGGGAGAAGAAUUUAUGAUCCCAUCAAUGGCAAGACUUGCCACCAGUGCAGGCAGAAAACUCUUGGCCAUCGCACUCACUGUAGCAGUUGCCAAAGGGUGCAAGGGCAGUUUUGUGGAGAUUGUUUGUACAUGAGGUAUGGUGAGCAUGUACUUGAAGCCUUGGAAGAUCCGAACUGGAUAUGCCCAGUCUGCCGCGGGAUUUGCAACUGCAGCUUUUGUCGACAAGCAAAAGGGUUUGCUCCCACUGGAAUUAUGUACAGAAAGAUAUCAAGCUUGGGGUACAAGUCAGUUGCACACUACCUCAUGCAGGCUCAACGUCCAGAAACCAAUGUUGUUGCCAAUACAAGCUCAGCUCCUCUAAGUGAAGAGUCUGCUAAAAGGUCAAUUGCAUUUUCAGAUACCGAAGAAGCAGCACCAGAGGAACCUUGUGAAAUCGAGCAUCAACAAGAUACACCAGCUAAGCAACCUCAUUCUGAAGAACUCAAACCAGGCAGCGAAACUCCAGUAUUGAAUAGCGAGAUAAAGAGAUUGGUGUGGAUGGAGGGUGAAGUAGAUUGUGACUAUUCAAAAUUUAUAUCAGCAACUCCUCCUAAAAGUGAAGGGAGGAUUGAAAACAAACUCAAAUAUGAAGAAGAGAAAGAUGAAAUGGUUACAGACUUGGAGGCGGGGCAGAGGAGGCCAAGCAGGAGACUCGAUGUAAGUGAUGAUCACUAUGAGGUUGAAAUAACAAUGGUGAUGGAGGGUAAAGCUUCUGGUGGCACCAUGAUGGACCAAGCUGCUGCACCGAGCCCCAACAGCAUUGGUGGAAGGCUUCGUCGAAGGAGCGGAUUAGGACCUUCUGGUGGCAUCACUAUUAACCAAGCUGCUGCACCAAGUCCCGAUAGCAUCGGUGCAAGGCUGCUUCAAAGGCGCAGAUUAGGUGCUUAAAUGAUCUAGUUCAUGGAGAAGAAGACACAGAACAAGAUGAAGAUUUUUUUGGGUAGGGGAUGGUCUUGUGUCUUUAUUUUGUGAAGCGGAUUGUAGAAGUGUUACUUCCUGAACUAUCAAAGCACUAGCCUGUAUGAUAUGGGUUAUUAGGAAUCUGUUUUGGCAUUGUGGUAGAAGAUGUAAUGUAGUUUGAAGACAUUGUUAGUUCUAGUUUUAAUGUUUUAUCAACAUUCUAGGUUUGCUCUUAUGGGAUUGGUGCAAAGUAGGGGUGGGCACUCGGUUCGGUAAACCCGAACCGAACCGAGCCGAACCGAUUUCAAACCGAACCGAAACCGAAAUAAUAAUAUUCGGUUCGGAAUUCGGAACCACAAUAACCAUAUUUCGGAAAGCAGGGUCUCUCAACCGAACCCGAAAUUCCGAUUGCCGAACCGAAAAACCGAAUCAAUACAGACAGCCCACAUAUUCAUACCGCAUCCCAACUAAAACUGGGCCUUGGCCCAUAUUCUCACCCAUUCCUCAGCCCAUCCCUCACCACUAAGCUAACAGCUAACCCUAAUAAAAAAGAGACGACCCCAACCCUCUCGGCUCCCAUCCACCGUCACCGCUCCACAUCCCACCACCGCCCUUCUUCCCGCCGCCGCCCCCUGCCCGCCGCCGUCCACUCCCUCACUCCAUCAAACACUCCUCCCCGUUCUCUUCUCCUCACCCAGUGCCUGUCAAAGAUCGAAAAUAAAACAUAAAAACCCACAUGCAUCAAAAUAGAAAAGGAAUAGAUCGAGAGGAAGAGAAGGUAGAUUGAGCCAUUGAGGGAGGUGCAAGGAUCUUCAUCGCCGUCUACCGCUGCCGCGCCGCGCUGUUCACUGCAUCAAUAGCCAUCGUGGUUGUCGUUGCAGCUGCCUUGUUCACUCAGUAAAUCGUCGUUGCCGCCGAGUUUGCGGCCGGAGUAGAGAGAGAGAAAGAUUGAGGGAAGGAUUGAUCUGGGGAGCAUAUUCUAUUUCUUAGUGGGAGAUAGAUGAGAGAGAUUGAUCGAGAGAAAAUCAGGGGAGUAGAUUUUGGGGAUAUAGAGGAGAGAUGAGAGAGAGAGAUUGAUUGAGGGAAAAUAUGGGGAACAGAUUGUUAGUGUGGGGAG